Talaromyces stipitatus ATCC 10500 is the source of this 789-nucleotide messenger RNA. RefSeq lists its product as uncharacterized. The record is from RefSeq and is a predicted model, not a curated record. Bases 1 to 789 code for a protein of 262 amino acids. Lineage: Eukaryota; Fungi; Ascomycota; Eurotiomycetes; Eurotiales; Trichocomaceae. The transcript has 2 exons.
AUGCCUUUCACAUUUACUCACCAAAACCCGGAGAUGCAGCUGGAUAAGAAGCAUACGGCACUCGUGUUUGCAGAUCUCCAAAAAGAGUUUCUUGUCGAAACGGGGAGCUACUAUCCGAUGAUCGCAGACAAGUUGAAGGAACUCAACGUCUUCGAUCACAUUGAGGAACUCCUAAAAUGCGCACAAUAUGAAGGCUUCUUUGUGAUCCACUCACCACAUUAUUACUAUCCCACCGAUCGCCAGUGGGUUACUCGCGGUGGUGCAAUCGCUGACUAUCUCGCAAACUUGCCCAAAGGCUUUGUCGGCCGCAAGGAUCCAGUCGACCUUGAAGGCUUCGUUGGAUCGGGUGCUGACUACCCCGAGCGGCUCAAGAGAUACCUUAUGGAUGGAAAAACAGUGAAUACAUCGCCUCACAGAGGUCUUUCAUGCCUUUCAAAUGACUUGAUCAAGCAACUACGUAUGCGACGGAUCGAGAAAGUAAUCAUAGCGGGACCUGUAGGAAAUCUAUGCCUGGAAAAUCACAUGUGGGACAUACUGGAAGCUGGCUUUGAAAUUGCAGUCGUACGUGAUGCAAUUGCUGCUGGGCAGAACGAAGAGGGAGAUGGCUACACAGCUGCAAUGGUCAACUACCGAUUCAUGGCGAAUGCGAUGUGGACGACAGCCGAAACGAUCAAGCGACUGAAGCAGUUGCAGCUGCGGAGUAAAAAGAUUAAUUCAGGAUCCUUGAAAAUAAUGGCGAUACCGGAUACGGCACACUCAAUAAAAUAUCCCGGUUCUGACUCUGAUUAG